This is a messenger RNA of Lagopus muta (rock ptarmigan), 1547 nucleotides long. It is a transcript of the gene CDIPT, whose product is annotated as CDP-diacylglycerol--inositol 3-phosphatidyltransferase. Bases 482 to 1111 code for a protein of 209 amino acids. NCBI's taxonomy places the organism in Eukaryota, Metazoa, Chordata, Aves, Galliformes, Phasianidae. Gene Ontology annotation, molecular function: CDP-diacylglycerol-inositol 3-phosphatidyltransferase activity. The transcript has 6 exons. The record is from RefSeq and is a predicted model, not a curated record. Gene Ontology annotation, cellular component: Golgi apparatus; membrane. Gene Ontology annotation, biological process: phosphatidylinositol biosynthetic process.
GUGGGACCCAUAGAUGUGGGGCAGCCCCAUAGAUGCGGGACGGGACCCAUAGAUGUGGGGCGGCCCCAUAGAUGUGGGCCUGUCGCGUCCACUUCCGGGUUUUAUCCCCCUCCUCUCUUACAGCGGCCGCAAGACUCCAUCCGAAAGGGGCGGGGCUAAGCGCAGAUCACGUGACGCAGCCCAGCCGUGAGCGGCGGGGUUUCGCAUACACCACGUGACGCAGUCCAUACGGAAGCGGCGGGGUUUCGCGCAGACCACGUGACGCGGUCCAUACGGAAGUGGCGAGAUUACGCUUAGACCACGUGAUGCGGAAAAUCCGGCCGGUCCUGACUCCACUUCCGGUCUCUCCCUGCCGCCGCUGUUAAAGGGGCCGCAAAGCGGAGCGGCCGUUUCUUUUUUGUUUUGGGAAAGGGGGGCGGGGGAUUUUUUGGGGUGAAUUCGGAGGAUUUGGGCUUUUUUUUUUUAAGGGGGGGGGGAGGCGAUGGCGGGGGGGGACGCGAAUGUCUUCCUGUUCGUCCCCAACGUCAUCGGCUACGCGCGGGUGCUGCUGGCCGCCAUGUCGGUGCUGCUGAUGCCGAGCUCCCCCCUCCCCGCCGCGCUCUGCUACGGCCUCAGCGCCGCCAUGGACGCCGUGGAUGGAAUGGCGGCACGGUGGCUCGAUCAGGGCUCUCGGCUGGGCGCCAUGCUGGACAUGCUGACGGAUCGCUGCUCCCUGCUGUGCCUGCAGCUCAACCUGGCCCUGCUUUACCCCAGCGCCGCCCCCCUGCUGCAGCUCAGCGUCUGCCUCGACAUCGCCAGCCAUUGGCUGCACAUGCACACGACAACGUUGGAGGGGGGCGAGAGCCACAAAAACGUGGGGCAGGGGGAGAAUCGACUGCUGCAGCUCUACUAUGGGCAUAAGGCGCUGCUGUUCACCGUGUGCGCGGCCAACGAGGGUUUCUUCUGCUGCCUGUAUUUGGAGUUCUUCUAUGGGGGGAGCGGGGUGCUGGGCGCCCUGCGCUGGGCUCUGCUGCCAUUGGCCGCUCUGAAGGCGCUGCUCAACGCCCUGCAGCUGCAGGCGGCCGCCCGGCGCCUGGCCGCCAUCGACAUCCGGGACAGGAAGAGCCGCUGACCACGCCCCCCUUUAGGCCACGCCCCCUUUAGGCCACACCCCCAGGCCCCCAUAGGCCAGGCAUCCCCCCCCCCCAAACCACAUCCAAUGAGGAGCUCCCAUCAUGGCCCCGCCCAUUCCAUAAGACACGCCCACUCUAGACCACGCCUGCUCUGCCAGGCCACGCCCUCUACAGGCCACGCCCCCUUUAAAGCCACAUCCAAUGAGCAGCUCCCAUAAUCAGAAUGGCCACCCCAUUGGACGAACCCAUUCCAUAGGACCCCGCCCACUCCACGCAAGCCACGCCCCCCUUCGUGUUGCUGCGGCUUCCCAUUGGUCACACUCCAAAACCCCGCCCUCUGAUCGACCAAUCCCUGAGCGCAGGGACCACUCAGGCCACGCCCACCCCCGUGGCCACGCCCACCCGCCUUUAAUAAAGAGCGGUGAGGUCACGUGA